UAUUUCCCAUUGUGAAACCUCCGAUUGGAUACACGAUAAGGAGAACGUUAACUCGAAUGUAUCGUUGAAUCAGGAUACGUUACUCGAUAAAAAUCAUCAUGAAAAUGUUAAUACGAUGGAUGAUGCGAAAGAUGGCGGAAAUACCUUAAACUUGUCUUUCUUAGGAAGAUUAAGAACUGUCGAACAAAUAGGUGAAAAUUGCAAUACAGACAAGAAAGCAUUGAACGAAACGGGAAUAACGAAGAUCUCACCGCGUCCAAAUAACAGAAUGGAAACGGAACAGAAGCUUACCUGCCGCGAAAAAACUAGCCCGUUAGAUGAGUUGUCAAACGUAAUGAAUAACAAAACCCUGAAGAGAACGCCGAUCAAUUUGUCUCGAAAGGCCAAGUCAUUCUUUCGGAAGAAAUCCCGUUUGGCGAUCACGGAUUCCGAUUGCACUCUGAUCCUGCCCGGUUCUCGCCUUCACGUUAAAGGUAAACAAUACGAGAGAACCCGCUUGAAGGUAAGUCAGCUGUUGCGUAAAAAAAACGGAAUAAGUGGUACGAAUUCUAAUGUAGUGCGAAUGAAUAAGUCUGAUAACGCGAAACAAGCAGGUCGUCGAAUGAACUCUCUUUCGUUGACGAAUCUGCAAGCCGGGGAUCCAUUCGAAGAACCGUCGUCCAUCCCUCUGGAGACCCAGGAAUUGUUGAAUCAAAGUUACUGGGAAUACUAUUGGAGGCUCAGACGUAAGAUCGCGUUGGCUGAUAAACCGGAUAACGCAGGAGAGAGAGAUAAAUCGCGUCCGAGCAAAGAAUCACGAGAACGUUUACCGGAAUCUCAAACUCUACAACAAUGUUCCGUGCUCUCUUGCAUGAUCAAUACAGUUCUUCGAGAUUCGACAGCUGUCGAUGGCAGAUCGUCCUCGGAUCCGAUCGUUUCGACGUUUGUCGCGCGCGAGAACAUUUGCCACGAGAGUUCCGGAGUGUUUGCGAAGAAAGUGAAACGAAGGAAAACGACGAAGCGAGUGAGCAAACGAUUGCUCGGACUUAGAAUUAUAGGUAUACAUAUUAAGAGUAUGUAUGUCCAUUACAAUAAGAUUGAUUCGAAGAGUAGAAAUAAUCGACCAAAACUAGCGUAA
Molecule: messenger RNA, 1117 nt
Organism: Nylanderia fulva
Lineage: Eukaryota; Metazoa; Arthropoda; Insecta; Hymenoptera; Formicidae
Source: RefSeq, a predicted model, not a curated record